Messenger RNA from Pocillopora meandrina, 11766 nucleotides. NCBI's taxonomy places the organism in Eukaryota, Metazoa, Cnidaria, Anthozoa, Scleractinia, Pocilloporidae. The record is from the annotation of a GenBank genome assembly.
AUGGCCACCGAUUUAGGAGCAUGGCUGCCAUUCGCGAGGGCGGCCGCUGUCGGUUUGGCUCCUUUAGCAACGUCUACGAUGCCACCUCCGCCAGAAUCGCCAAAAAACGACGAGCGAGUUACCAUCAAUGUUAGUGGGAGGCGGUUUGAAACAUGGCAAAAUACGUUGGCGCGAUUCCCGGAAACUCUGCUUGGAAGUGACGAAAAGGACUAUUUUUUCGAUUCGGAAACAAAAGAAUACUUCUUCGAUCGAGAUCCGGACCUGUUCCGCCAUGUCUUGAAUUAUUAUCGCAAUGGAAAGCUGCACUACCCGCGGGGAGAAUGUGUGUCUUCCUUUGAAGACGAACUUUGUUUCUUCGGCAUUUCUGAAGAUGUGGUACACGAUUGUUGUUGGGAGGAUUUUCGUGAAAGGAAGAAAGAGUGUGAAGAAAGAAUUUUCGAACCUGAUAAACUGGAAGAUGGUUCACAGAAUGGGGAAGAAAACACUGAUUCUACAAUUCGCGAGAAGAUGUGGACCGCUUUUCAAAAUCCGCAAAGCUCGCGGCCAGCCACUUUGGCAUACUACAUAACAGGUUUCUUUAUUGCUGUUAGUGUGAUCAGCACGGUGGUAGAAACUCUUCCAACAGACGAUGGGAAAACUUUUGGGGAGGCCAAUCAACAGAUUUUUUUCUCGAUGGAAACAGCUUGUGUUAUAGUGUUUACUGUUGAGUAUAUGGCGCGUUUGUAUGCAGCUCCUAACCGAUUCAAGUUCGCUCGAGAUCUAAUGAGCAUAAUAGAUGUGGUAGCUAUAUUACCUUUCUAUGUUGGACUCUUUAUGCCAAAUAAUUCUAUAAGUGGAGCAUUUGUGACCCUGAGAGUAUUUAGGAUCUUCAGAAUAUUCAAAUUUUCAAGGCAUUCAAGAGGACUCCGCAUCUUGGGUUAUACACUGAAGAGUUGCGCGUCUGAGUUGGGCUUCCUGUUGUUUUCGUUGUCGAUGGCAGUAAUAAUUUUUGCGACAGUUAUGUACUAUGUAGAAAAGGUAGUCCCUAAUACCAAGUUUACAAGUAUUCCUGCGAGUUUUUGGUACACGAUUGUUACAAUGACUACACUAGGGUAAGUUCAAUUCUAUUUCUAAUGCUAUGUUAACUUAGAUAAUCCAUGUACAUAUAAAAGUUUGUUCAGAACAUUUUAUGCCUUAUCCUGAGAGGGAAAGCUCUUCUGUGAGAGAACUUUGUAUUACUUUAUGAAUUAACAGCUACAGUGUUCGUUCGAAGAUGCCUUUUGUAUGUUCGUUAUAUUUUUUGCACGGGACGUAAUCUUGGAGUUUAAUCGGAAUGCAGUUAUCAAGUAUCUAACAGUUUUGUGCACUGACACAGUCGUAUGCCGGGUCGAACGUGCAUAUUUAUCGCAGGCUAUCACAGAUCUCCUCUCAAAUCUGCUUUCAUUUAAACUUUUGUUUACAUCCUAGUAUUGGGUUCGAACGAAUCUUCAAUUCACCAUAGAAAACAUUUAUUUAGGUUGCAUAUGUGUAUAUUUCUUUCUUUCUGCUUUCGGCCAUUUCUUAUUGAUGACUCUGCGAUCUUAAACUAAGAACAUGUUGUUCAAUGCCUUGAGCUACGCUUGAAGCCGUUUUUCCCGCCAGUUUUUACUUCCGUGGCGAAAGGGAAAAAAUUCCCUUUGUUAAAAAUUUUGUAUUAGAAGAUUUUUCUUUAUUCUGAUAUGAAUUGAGCUGGAUACUUUUACAACAACAAUAUUGCUAUGUCUGCUGUUGGUGUAUGUUUACACUUAAUUCUCAAGUGGACGAUUUCGGAUAACUACACAGUUUCCGUUUUUCUGGUGAAGAGAAACUUGAGUCGACAUCACACGGUGUAUUUGUGGUCUUCAACUUGAUAACGUUGCGAUAAUUCUUAAAUGAAUUAAGCUUACAUCAGUGUUUUUGCUGGAGAUGUCUCUCUUUAAAAUCUGUAAAAUAAAAUUUAACAGCUUUAAAAUCUGCCGUAAGGAUAUUCUAAAAUUUUGCAUAUUUAUGUUUUUGUUGAUUUUCAAUGUCGCGCGAUUUAGGAGAAGGUUCUGUUAUCUUUCCUGAAAUAAGUUACUUGUAAACACGACUGUACAAAAAGUUCACUUUUUUGUGUUUUGAGGAAUGACGAAGCUCUUCGUUCAUAAAACGGCCAGACUUGUGGGGUCUUUGAACAACUGUUUCUUAGAAAACAGACGUUUCUACUCUAUGCACUUUCCUGGUUGCGUUAUUUUGAACGCCAAUAAUAACCCCCCGUGUUAAUAUAACUGAGUUAUGUCUUCCUCUGUUGCGGAAUAUGUGUACAAAAUACUUGUAGCAAAAAGGGUCUUAAGAAUCAGAAGAUUCAGGCUCCCUGUAUGUGGUAAAUUAAUAAGGAAUAGACGAGAAUUUACAGGGAAAAAUUUAACAGCUGGUGGAAAUUGUUUACGCUGUAAUAAAAAUGCACAGUUCAGUAAAAUUUUUUCCGGAUUUUUGCUGGAUAGAUACAAAGCAAAGCAACUAUAAACAUAGUGUAUUUUCUUUUCACAUGACGAGUUUGAGAUCAGCGUUAGUCUAGGAAGCAUCUUUCUCACAAGUUCUAUUCAUUUGUUAACAUUUUAAGUAAAAAGGAAGCAUUUGCUGUCAGGAGAUCAUUCUUGCAUGAAAUAAGAGUCAAUAGGGCUUGUGAGUGUUCCUUGAACCUUGAAAACAAUACGCGAAUUUUGUGUAAUUAAUGGUUUUUAAGUCACCAUUAAACAACAGAAAUGUAGUUAAGUUAUCUAGCUCUUUUUGUUCACUAUGUGUAUCAUUAGAUCAUAACUUUGCAUUUGUGACUUGUAACAAUUUUUCGUUUUUAAAGUUCACUGAUCCAAACUGUCCUUGAGUCUGUCACUGUUUUUAUCUCAUUUAAAAUGCAAGGCUGGACAGUUCACCUUUAUGAAUAUUUUAUUGGCUGUGAAUAUUUCUUUAUUAUGGAAAGAGCAAGACAUUUUAUCAUUUUUUCUUUUCGUUUUUCAGGUGAUUAUAAAUAUUGAAAGAAAUAAUAUCUUUGUUUAUUCACAACUGUUUCAUUCAUGUUGUUUGUAAUAAUUUUGCUUGGAAAAACAUCUGUUAUAUUGUUUUCUUUUUUGAACCAGCAACCACAUAUGUUAAAUAGCCAGUAAAGUAAUUACAUUUAUGUAAAUUCAACUCAUUUACCAAUCAAUUUAUUUAUUAAGAAAUUUUGUACAUGUUAUAGAAGUUCCUGCUUGUUCACAACCUACUGACAAAGAUUGAUCAGCAAAUGUUGUACAUUCUCAUCAUUAAGUCACUAAAAAGAUUCAUGUGUUUCGGGCUAGCUAAUUGGUAAAUAAAUUCAACCAUCUUUCCUUGGAUGAUUCUGAACUAUAUUCAUCAGUCAGAUGCUGUAUUUUCCUUUUAUUUGCUUGCUGUUCACGUCUUAUAGCGGUCUCCAUAGUUUGAUAUGGGACUUUGUUCUAUUUGUUCUCUUUAUUUGCUGCACAAUUACCAACUGCAUGCAUAAGUAUAAUAGAUUUGUGUUGUCAGCUUUUUUCUUAUCAUUUAUUACAACAUAAUGGGAUGAAUUUCCCUAAUUUGGCCUUUAUCUCAUCAUUUUUAAACUAAAUACAUUCUGAGAGCCUGUUGGUCUCAGGAAUGGAGAAAUGUCAUAAUUUGAGAAUUAAGUGGUUUUUCUAUCUUUGAGAUAAUUCACUAACACCAUGUUAUUAAUAGACUCUCUUUGGUUUUAAUGAUUGAAUAUGACGAUGUAUGAUUUAAAUUGCUCAACAAAUCUGUUUGUUAUGCUUGUCUUUUUUCGUCUUGCUUUUUCAGUGAGAAAGGAUCAGACAAAAGAACACUUGAAAAUGUCACACUUAAAUCAAACUCUUAGAUAGUAAAGAAGUGCUUAUCUUUGUGGUGUAAUUUGCACUUAUUAUAGUGCUUCCUUUUCAUGAGCUGUUCAUGGACCAAUUUUUGAGUAUGUAAUUUUAAUAAUAACCUGAUGCCUUUGAUGAAGUACAAAUUGUUUUUGUCAUUGCAUGUCUUAAAGAUCUGUUAUUAUCAUGGGGAUUGAAAGUAAUGGCUAUUUGGCAAAUCUGAAAAUUGAUGAGUUUUUUUGAAAAUCCCUCAAAUUCUCCAAAUUAAGUUAAUGUUCACUGUUCAGUACUAUGGGCCAGGUUGCAGCAGAGUGAAUUCAAAUGUUUUCAAAUUUUCACAAAUUGGCAAAAAUGUAGCAUUGUCCAAAUUUUGGUGACAUCACAGUCAUGCAUCCUUUGAUCAAAACUUUAGUGAUUACCAUCUACAUAGAUCACAAACACAUCUCUAGGUAAAGAAAAAAUAUUGCACAAAUUACUAUGCGAAAAUGGAUCUUUUUUUCCUACUUAUCUUUUGCAUUUUGGUUACCAGCUGUGCAGCAUGAGCAUGAACAAUUUUUUUUUAUCCUGCCAUUGUUGGUGCCAAACAAGACUGGCAGACCAAAGUAUUAUUGUUUCCCACUGGAAUUUUAUUCAGGCAUGACUUACUUCACAAGACAGCUAAAUGGUUGAAAAAGGUGACUGUUUGUUGUGCCAAAUUUGGAAGCCCCAGAAGCAGGAAAUCAGCUCCUUUUAAGAUUUACAAAAUUUUUGCAAUCCACAAAAUUUGCACCUAUUUUAUGCUACUUGUGGACAGAAUUUUCAUGGAAACAAACAAAAAAUACUCUUGUGUGACCCAGCUCUAAGUUCUGAGGGAGAUGGUCAUUCAGUAAUACAGAGGCAAUUAAUAUUAAAACAAAGUCAAACUACUUCCCUUGAUUAAACAAGAUAGCAAAGAUUUGAAAGGCAAAAGGAAUUGUUUUUGAUUUUGAGGAUACAUUAUUCAUGAAUAUUUUUCAUAAAAUGUGAUUUGGCAGCACAUAUUUAUGUACACAAUUGUGUAGGUUUGUUCUUAAUGCAUGGUAAUUCCUGGUAAUAGACUAAUAGGGAUUUGCUGCUAGAUUGGGAUUUGCAGUGAAAAAGGUGUAGUGUUAUUUCCAAAAGUGACUAAGAUGGGGUCUAUAAUUGGCCACUGAUAAUGGGGUUGGGGCUCUGAGAGGCCAGAGGCACAAACCCAGCAAAAAUUAACUCUGGGGUUCAGAGGCAAAGAAAUGGGAUGGAGGUAACCUUAGUUUUCAAGUGUCAAUACUGUAUUUUACACUUAAAAGCUAGUAGUUUUCUUCUAUACAAUAAAUUUUUUAAGGAUUUUUGCUUUUACACCUAUUUGUUCAUGCUGCUUUUGAUCUGGAUAACAUACUUUUAACAUUAUUUUCUGUUUCUAGUUAUGGUGACAUGGUACCUGAAACUACUCCUGGAAAGAUUGUGGGUAGCCUGUGUUCACUCAGUGGUGUUCUUGUGAUUGCCCUGCCUGUUCCAGUGAUUGUGUCUAAUUUUAGUAGAAUUUACUUGCAAAACCAAAGAGCAGAUAAAAGGAAAGCUCACAAGGUAACAAAUAGAUUUGUUAUGCUCUUUCAUAAAGAAAAUUAUAAUUUAGAACUGUGCACAAUAUUAAGCUGACCUGUAAUGAGAAAAAAGAAAGACAUCAGUUAGGGGUGAAUUCAAUGCCAAAUUCUCCAUACAAAACAUCAUGAGAAUUGUAUGGCAGACAGUAAGGAGAAUUACUAAUGAGAUUUUGAGAGUGAAAGGAUUACAUCAUGCCAAGUGUUUGUUACCAGACUAAUCAGAGAAAAACAUUUGGUAUUUUGUUGCAUGAGUAUGUAUUCAGAUGUCAACUUUUUUUUUUUUUUUUUUUUUUUCAGAAAGCACGUGUGUCCAUUUCCAAGACAAUGGCUGGUACUGCUUUGGUCUCCCCACCUGAUAAAGAAAAUGUUCCUCUGGCAAGUCAAGCAUUUGAACAAUUUUGGUUGAUUCUAACUCUUACUCAUAAUAUUUUAACCCUUUAACUCCCAUGAGUGACCAAGACAGAAUUUCUCCCCACAAUAUCAAUACAAUAUCAGGCAGACAAGUGAUGAGAAAAAAGAAAAAUAUCAAUUAAGGGAUUAUAAAUUGAUCAAAUACCAGAUUCUCAAAAUUGACACCACAAGAACUGUAUGACAGACAGUGAGGAGAAUUACUACAGAGAUCUUGGGAGUUAAAGGGUUAAUUUUUUGUUUUGAUUUUGGAAAAAUGUCCUCAUGAGGUGACCCUUCUAGUGAAUGUUGUUUUCAUCAGAUGUGUGGUCUUUUUUUGAGUUACCUAUUUACUGCAUUUAAUGCCACAACAUUUAUUUAAUGUUAUGUGUAACCCCCACAAGAUUUAAUUAAGGGUAGCAUUUAUGUACAAAUUAAAUUUUUAACCAAAAUCAUCAUGGAUAAUAACAGUAGUAAUUAUUAAUUAGCAGUAAUUAAUAACAGCAGUAAUUAUUAUAUAAACUAGAGAUGUACGUCAAGUUUCAUUGUCUUCCCAUUGAAAUUCCAAGAAAUAUUAUUAGUUUUAACAUACUUUUUGUUUCAAACAUUUUUUUUCAUAAUCCUCAGAUAAAUGUUUUGGCUUCUAAUGGUUGGGUGUGGUGUUUGUUCAUAGCUUUACCUUUAUCUGCGGCGUGUAAUUUAGGGGUUGGGCAAUUAUUCAAGGAUUCAUUAUUUUCAGGGCUGUGUUGGGAGUUUUGGCCAUUUAUGGAUUGGCUUUGUGGUAAUUGCAUCAAAACUCUUUGGUGUUAUGGUUUUUUUUUUCUGUUAUGGUUUGCACUUUUUUCUCUUUUUUUUCGUUUUUGGUUUUUGGUAAAAAAGUUAUGAGUGGGUGUUUGAAUUUGGUUACUAGUCUCUGUUUGGCAAUUAUGCACCACAACUGUGCAAACACGCUGUGGAAAUAUUUUUUUCCUGAAUAUAUAAAUAUUAGAAGCUCUGUUCAAUGAAACUACAAGUAUAAUUAUAAACUAAUUUAGCCUCUUCUUAAAGCUUUACCAUCUCUUAAUCCAUAAUAAACCAUUUUAUUUAAUCAUUUCACUGUUUAUUUUGCUUAGGGUGCUGGCCUAGAGUUGACACAAAUUCCAGUUAGCAAUAAAGAGAAAAACUAUCUUGAUGAACAGCAUACUCAUCUACUUCAGUGCCUGGAAAAGGCUACGGUAUGUAGUUAUAAGCCAGUGAACCCUUUACACCAUAGCAGCAGUAUUCUAUAUAUAGUAUCUAUACUUCCUUUGGUACUGACAAGCAGAAUUUGUUUCAUGAUCAAAGCCUCUUUUGUUUGUGAUCUUUCCUUUAGACCAACUCAUGAUCUUAAUGAAUGGUUCAGCAGUUUUCCUGCAAGAAAAAAUUAGAUGUUGGUUACUCCUAGUUUUUAAAGGGUCAAAAUAGUGGUAGUAGUAUCACAUAAAACUUCAACAGUGAAAAGUUCCCUAGAGCCUUCUCUUCAUUUAAAGAAGUUAUGUCUAAAGUUAGGAAAUUAUCGCAUGAGCUUCAGUUGCAUAGUCUCUGAAGGACUUUCACAGAUUUCCAACACUUAUUCGCUCCCCCAAACUAAUUUUAUGCUACCCUUGGUUAGUUUCUCCAAGAAUAAUGAUUCACAUCCCUACACAUGUAUUUUUCUUUCUUCGCUUGGUUGAUUAAAAGAGAAUUUUAAAAAUUAAAUCAUUAGCCAAAAAAAGAAAAAAAGAUUUUAUCAGUCAAACAACAUUGUUGGAUAGGAAAGGGUUGAGAGUUUUGAAAAGGGAAUCAUAGGUACAGCUGUUAUAAUUGUUUCUGUCCCUGCUGUUAUUCCACACUCUCUGUAGAAAUCUCUAUAUCCAAGAUAAUCUCACUAUUUUGAUUGUGUGGCUCUAUUCGUUAAAGUAGUUGAAUGUUCGGACAAAAAUUAUGUUCAUUAUUUCAAAGCUUCAACAUCCCCCACCCUUACUGUGCAACGUCCCAUGCAUUUGAACUUUUGAAGAUCCCUCUGUUCAAAUUUUCAGCGGUGUGGGUUAAAAUUGCGUUCAAAUGCCCUACCCAAGUACAAGUGCUAGUCAAUUUUUUUCAAAAGGCAAAAUUGGCAACCCUGAAUUUCUACUCACUGACCAAGCUUUAAAACCUAGACUAGCUGUGUAGACCUUUUCUUCUGAGCAUUUUGCUCACAAAUGUGAAGUCUUAACCACAACUUUAAAGAUAAAACAAUUAUAUUCCACUGUAAAGACUUGACACUUGCAGUUCGAAUUGCCCACCCCAGCCAGGCAAGGUUCAAGAACACUGCUUCCCAGGCACCUGUGACAGUCAAAUUCUUGUGGGUUGCUUGGGGAGGUGGGGUAAUGUUGAAGCUUUCAAUUGAUUGGCACAUUGUAAAAUCAACAAUGUUCUUUACUUUUUUGGCUGGUGUUUUUCAGGCACGGCAAUUUGUUGAAAUGGAGUACUCAUACAAAGGAGAACCAGUGAGGAAGACUCCCAAGUUGUCAUCUCCUAUUUGUACUCCAUCUGGUUCACCGAUUUCCUCAUCUGUUUCACUAGCAGCAGUGUGUGACAAUGCCUGCUAUAACCGAAACAGCUACACAGGGAAAUGCAUGAAGCGAACAAGAUCUUUCUCAGAACCAGCACAUCAGCAUGAAAAUGCUUUUUUCCCAGAUCAUCUGGAAAUGAAUGAUGUAAAAAGCAAGAACAAAGUGAAUUCUAAACCACACAAUGAUAAACAACCAAUGAAUGUCACCACAUCAGCUAUUGUGACCCUCCCAGAUUUUGAAACUGUGGCAGUUCCAAACAAUAUUCAUGAGGGAGGUGCCAAUCGCAGAUAUGAAAAUUGCAAUAAUCGUAAAGGGUCUCAUACAGUUAUUUAAAUCAAUGCUCAUGAAGUAAAAUGAAAUUCCAAAGUGAAUUAGGUAGUGUGCAAGUUAAAUCUUGGCAAGAAGUUGUUGCUGAUCAGCUUUGUUACAUAUGAUGAAUGAGAAGUUUUGCUCACCUUCUGGCCUUACAAUGUAUUUACUAACAAAGAGAUUCAAAAUUAUUACAAAUAUUAGUUGGAAAUUUUCUGGAUAUUUAAAAAAAAACAAUUUAUUAUCGUCUACUACAGCUGCAAAAAUUGAUAUUUAAAAAUGUUUUUUAGAGUGGUGUUUUAGUGCCACAAAAUUCAGUGGCAGCUUUAAACGAUUGGUCCAUCUUUUUCAAAUGGAAAGUUUUGGUGACCUUUUUACCAAAUUCAACAAAGUGUCAUUUAAACCAGAAUGUGCAGUGCACAGUUCUUGCUAUGGGCGCACAGUCGUCAAUGAUAUUUAAACAAAAGUUGAAUUCUGAAGACAUAUUUUCUACAAAGUCAGCGGAUUAUGAGACUAUUUAUAAGUACAGAUAAUCAAGAUUGAAAAGGAUCACAGACUGACCCGGCUUCACCCAACCUUGUAUGACUGAGUUACAGAACACUUCAACUGAUAAGUGGAAACAUAUUGCAUCUGCUAAAGGAAAUAGUUGUGGUGUAGGUCAAGGAGAUACCAAUGUGACAAGCACAGAAACAUAAGCAAUCAUAUGGAUCUAAUAGGACCUGAUUGUCUUAUGUACCAAUUUUUGGAUAUACAAUUCUUGUGUCAUCAGGACUGUUGAUCUUUCCGUCCAGUCAGGAAACUAUGAAUGUUAGUUCUGAAGUAGAGUUGACUCUAGUGGAACAAGCUUGUACAACCAGCUGGCAGCUGUUCUCAGGGUCAGUAGUUCAGAAGAAUGUGGCAUAGGUACAAAUGGAGUGGAAAGGAGAUACCUAGUUUCUCUGUUUAAUUGUCAUUAUGAGCUGAUUAUUGCACAAGGAACCUCAUCAGCUGCAUACAUGGCAGGCUGCUCACAAGACAAAAUGCAAUGUUACAGAUCAAGGCUAGACAGAUGCCUUUUACAUUUAGCCUUCAAGGCAAGUUACUCUGUAACUGCUAUACAAGAUGGCAAAAGUGGUGAAUUUCUCAAAUUUGUCAGAGAAUUGAAGUGAAAAGACCAAUGGCUGAAGUUUCAAAAUUUGAUCACCUUGGUGUUCUUAACUUAAGACCUGGAAACUUGAGGACUUCUUCAUUGUAAUCUCUUUGCAAUUUAGGCAUGUACCAAUAGGCUUCAGUAGUCCAAUGACCAUGCACUUGCAGAUAGGAAAUAAAGAUUUGCCAUCUUCAAUUGAGAGACAUGAAAGACUGAGGGCAUGCAUGUUGCAGUAACAAAAGGAUGAAAUUAAUCAUAUUUAUAUGUCAAGGUACUUCCAGUAGCUGUUUAAUUUCCUGUCUUGCUUUAGACAAAGCAUGGCAGAGCUCUUUAUUUUUGCUCUUUUCCUUUUUAGCAUGUAAUUAAAUUACUUAUGGGGUACUCUGCUAAUAUGCAAGGGGCUGUAUGUAAAUCAAUUUUUUAAGUUGCAUAAAGUGCAUAUUUUGUGGUGAUCAUUUUCAUUUUUUUUUCUUUUUCUUUUAAUCACAUUCAUGCAGUCAUUUUAUGAGUCCAGUCUACUUUUAGUCUUGAUUCGUGGGUAUUAUUAUAAUAUUCUGGUGAAUACAGCUGUUUAAGUGCUCUGAUGAGAUAAGGGUAUUGGAUAUUUAUCAUCAGGGAACAAUUGAUUAAUUUUUGAGAAAUAAUUUGCAGUCCCCAUUGAGAGAUUUUACUUUUGUAAAGAACAGAGGAAUGGAGUUAACCCUUAAACUCUCAAGAUCUGAUUUUUGAUUCUCACUUUUAGCUGCUACACAUUUCCUCAUGCAUAAGUAACAAGAAUUUGGGGUUAGAUCAGGAUAUCAACUUCUACCUGAUAAGUUUGAGUAUUCUCAUUAUCUGUUUGCUGGAUGAUGUAUAGAUAUUAUACAGAGAAGCUACAUGUUAAUCGCUUCUGGGAGUUGAAGGGUUAAACAUGGGUGAUGCGAGGCAUGAGGGAAUAUUUACUGCUACUUGUCUCACAAUAUUGUCCCAAUGUUGUGAGAAAAGUUGCUCUAUUGCUAUUUCUUUAGAGUCUCCUUUAAGUUGUUGGUGCUUUUGAAUUUAUAGAAAGUAUUUAUUUAUUUAUCUAUUUAUUGUAUACAUGUUAUUUCGUGGCUGUAAGCAUCUUCUUUUUCUCCUUGGAGAUCUUACUUUCUAUGAAAUGUCAUCCUAUGUUAAGGCGUUAUUUAAGCUAUUUUUAAUUAUUGCUGAAAUUUCACAAAUUGAUUUCUUUUCUGUUUUGGGUUGAUUCCUAAAAUGUCUGCAAACAGGUUUUGCAUUAAGUAAAUUUGUUAUUAGUGCAGAAGUUGUUAUUUUAGUGAUCAUUGUAUAUAAGAACAAAUGUUAGCCUGUGGGUUUUGGUAUGUUUUGCAUUGUAAAAAUAGAUAUAACUGUUGGAAUGGGUAGAAAUUAGUGGGGAAAUUACACCUUGAAAUUUUGCUUUAAGCAGAAGUUGGUUCUCAAGAUAAGCUUCUUCAAUGAAUGGAAAGGUGUACAGUGUCUACUGACAAUUACUAAUCUGUAAAGUAAACUGUCAAAUAAGGUAUUUGUGUUAUUUAGGGAAGAUUUGUGAAGUCAGCUCUUCUUUUUUCAGUGAAACUUGCACUUCUGUUUUGGGUUAUUGGAAUAUCUUGAUUUAGCCAUAAAUUCAGGCUUUUCAUUCUUAUCUGUAUAUAUUGCAGAGCUUAACCCCUAGAGUUACCACAAAGUGAUGUAAAUUGGUCAAAAUAUGAGAUUUAACUCACAGCGGCAAACAUAAUUAAGUUCUCUUUUGUUGCUCAAUAUAUAUUUAUAUAUUUAUAUACAAUAUGUAGUUAAAAUAAGUUUAUGCAUGGUCACCAGUUUAACAAUAGUCCCAGAGUUAUAUGAUUUUACAAUGUGAAAGUAUUAUUUAAGUUUUCUCAUUUGCAGCAUUUGUUCAUAGGUAAUAUUUAUUUCAGGAAUUGAGCAAAAUGUACCUUGAC